ACUAAUAUGGCCGACAGUAACGUCCCAUUUCCAAAUUCGCCCGAAAGUACGAUCGUUUACGAUCGAAGAGACGCAAUAACAGAUGGCAUGAUCGACCUGUUAAAGCCAACAGUUGAAGAGAUUGAUGACAGGGUUAAAACUGUUAGAGAAAGCCAAGUAGAACUACGCCAGCAGAUUGACUGUCUAGCAGAAGAUCUUCAGGUGAUAUCUGGUAGCCAGACUGUAGCCGUUGACUUGGAAUCAUAUGUUAAAAAACUUAACAAUUCCAGAAGACGUGUAAUGCUAGUCAACAAUAUUUUACAAAAUGUUCAGGAGAGAUUAACAAAAUUGUACAACAAUGUAUCAAGGGAGACAGCCAGACGCAAGGCGUUAUUGGACCCACCUGGGGCAGGGCGACCUAAAUAGGACAUGUAUUGACAAGGUGUUGUUUAAAAUUGUGAUAUCACUUAGUUACUGUAUUCUAUAACAUGAAUGAUUUGCUGUAUAUGUGAUUUAUUGAUGGUGUGUUUGAGAUUACUGAUCAUUGUUUCCAGAUAUAAAGAGUAUCUAAAAAUAUUCUACUCAUUUGCGUGUUGUACCUCUACUUUAUUAAUUUUAUUCUCAUUUGUGGAAAAGGCAGAUGGAUUUAAACUGUGCACUGCUGUUUGGUAUGAUUGUUGAAAGAGAUUGAAAUUUAUUUGAACACCUACAGGAGAUUUACAUGUACAGAAUAAUAAUGAUGAAAUUAAAGUCUAGUGUAUUUCAUGCUUUGUGAAUUGGUUAGAGUUUUAAAUUAUGUUAAUUAAUGGUUUUUAUACUGAAAAUGAAAUUUUUAGCUUACCUGAGCACAAAGUGCUUAAGGUGAACUAUGUGAUUGCCCUGUGUCAGUUGUCCCUUGCCAUCAAGUUGACUAUUAACACACUAGAGGUCUAUAUUUUUCCCAAACUAAAUGGAACUUGGUUAGAAUAUUAAUCUCAAUAAAAUCUCAGAAGAGUUUAUUACUGGGUCAUCUAGGGUCAGAAAGUAGGUUACCAGGUCAAUUAAUGUAAUAGGAAAGUUUUUCUUAACACUUGAGUUGCCACAUUUUUCCACCUCAUCUUCAUAAAACUUUGUCAGAAUGUUUGUCUCUACGACGUCUACAUCAUAUUUGAAACUGGUGUAGUUGAGGUCUAAAACUAGGUCACUAGAUCAAAUCACAGAAAAACCUUGUAACACCAAUAUCUUACUUGAUCUUCAUAAAACUUUGUCAGAAUGUUUGUCAUAAUGAAAUGUGGGUCAUUUUUUAAACUGGGUUUCCUGAGGUCUUAAGCAUGGUCACUAUGUCAGAUCAUAGAUAAAACCUUGUAAAUAGUCCAGAGGCCACAUUUUCUACCCAUCUUCACAAGGGUUGGUAUGAAUGUCUCUGUGAAAUCUGUCAAAUUCAGUUAUUCAGCACUGCCUUAUUUGAGGUUUUAAACUCGGUCAUCAGCUCAGAUUAUAGAAUGGUCUUGUAAACACCCUAGAGGCUGAAUCUUCUGCUUCAUAAUUAUAAAUCUUUUUUACAAAUCUUUGUGAGAUUGUUUCUGUCUAAGAAAUCUUGGCCAAGUCAAUUCAAAAACUAGGUCACUAGGUUAAGUCAUAGAAAAUCCUUGUGUACACUCAAGGGGCUACAUUUUUAGUUGGCUAUACCAAGCAUAAGGAGUCUCCGAGAGCUAUCCUUCUCGCCCCGGCGUCAGCGUCUUUCCGCGUCCCCACCUUGGUUAAAACUUUGGUGCACUUUCUCUUUUUUCAACUUAUCUCUGUAAUUACUUGAUGGAUUUGAUUCAAACUUGAAAUACUUAUUCCUCAUCAUCAUCCACAUCAUCUGACAUAAGGGCUAUAACUCUGGCACCAAUAUUUCAUGAAUAAUCCCCCCUUUUCACUUAGAUUUUCAGGUUAAAGUUUUGAUGCACUUUCACUCUGUCUCUGUUAUUACUGAAUGGAUUUGAUUCAAACUUAAAAUAGUUCUUCAGCAUCAUCACCCACAUCAUAUGACACAAGGUGCAUAACUCUGGCACCAUUUUUUCAUGAAUUAUUCCCCCUUUUUACUUAAAAUUUCAGGUUAAAGUUUUGGUGCACUUUCACUCUACCUCUGUUAUUACUGAAUGGAUUUGAUUCAAACUUAAAAUAGUUGUUCAGCAUCAUCACCCACAUCAUAUGACACAAGAUGCAUAACUCUGGCAUAAUUUUUCAUGAAUUAUUCCCCUUUUUACUUAGAAUUUCAGGUUAAGGUUUUAUGCACUUUCACUCUAUCUCUGUUAUUACUGAAUGGAUCUGAUUCAAACUUAAACAAUUGUUCAACAUCAUUACCCUUAUCAUAUGACACAAGGUGCAUAACUCUGGGACCAAUUUUUCAUGAAUUAUUUCCCUUUUUUACUUAGAAUUUUAUGUUAAAGUUUUGAUGCACUUUCACUCUGUCUCUGUUAUUACUGAAUGGAUUUGAUUCAAACUUAAAAUAGUUGUUCAACAUCAUCACCCACACCAUAUGAUGCAAGGUGCAUAACUCUGGCACCAAUUUUUCAUUAAUUAUUCCCCCUUUUUACUUAGAAUUUAGGUUAAAGUUUUGAUGCACUUUCACUCUGUCUGUGUUUUUACUGAAUGGAUUUGAUUCAGACUUAAAAUAGUUGUUCAACAUCAUCACCCACACUAUAUGACACAAGCUGCAUAACUCUGGCACCAAUAUUUAAUGAAUUAUGCCUCUUUUUGCUUAGGAUAUACUUAUAUAGUGUUUUGAUACAUUUUAUCUUUACCUCUCUUAUUACGUUAAGUUGAUAUUUUUGACAUAGACUCGGGCUAUUGUGCAAUAUCUUCAUCCACAAUUGGAGUCAUUAAACACUCCAGUGACAGCUCUAGUUUCCUCAGAUGUGCCCAGUUGCACUAUCCAGCAUCGAAAUAGUCGAGCGUGCUGUCUCCUGUGACAGCUCUUGUUCCACUUGAUCUUGAUAAAACUUUGUCAAAAACUAGGCCACUAGGUCAGAUCAGAGAAAUACCUUAUUAUCAAUCAAAAUGCUAUAUUUUCUGCCUGAUCUUCAAGAGACUAGGUUAAAAAUGUAGAAUAAAUUUGUAACUGGGUCACUAGGGUUAAAAAAAAUAGGUCAUUAAGUAAAGUCAUAGAAAAUCUUUGUUAAUGAUCUACCUGAUUUACAUAAAAAAUGAUCAGAUUGCUUCUAUGAAAUGUAGUUUAAAUACAGUUGAAACUUGGUACAUGUAUAUCGGAUUCCAAGGUAUUGAGCGUUUUACUUAGUGAUAACUGAAAUACUACUUAAAAUGAUUUUUUUUUUCAUGUGUUUUCGGGAUAGGACUUGAAAAUGUGAGAUAAGUGAGUUCCAUAUAUCGGGUUUCAACUGUCAUUUUAUAGAAGUUUUAAGGGGUGACCCUAUGCAAAGGUUGUUCAAAUUAUUCCACUUAAUUAAAAACUUGGCACCUGAGGGGUGUUCACAUUUUCAUAUUAGUGUACACUAUUUUCUAUAUGCAUUUAGUGUAAACUUUAAAAACCUUCUUGUUAGAAAAUGCUGGCCCAAAGUAAUUUCACAGAUAUUACCAUGAAUGACCCAUUAUGAAACUUGUUUCGCAGAUGUUUUCAUGUCACCAAAAUUUAGAAGGUAAUCAUUGAAACACAGAUGUGCAGUCUUUGGCUAUUUUGCCCUCUUGUUUAUAUAUUUAUUUGGCGAAAAAUCCUUGUGCCUCCCAUAUUAUUUUGAGGAGUAGGUUACUUCAAUUUGCCUUUGUCUGUAUACCGUCAGUAUGUCCGUUUGAAUUUGUGUUGUGAAUAUCUCGAGAAGUAUUUAACCUAGAGUCAUCAAACAUGGUAUUCAGCUUUUAAAAUUAUGUAACUGGGGUUUUCUUAUGGAGUUCACUCAGAAAGACAAGAGUUAUGGCCUUGAAUUUAGUCAAAAAUAAGCAUAAAGGACCUAAAAGUUUGUGUAGCAGGUAUCACAAAAGUAUUUGUCCUACAGCCAAGAAGCAUUAUAGGAUUGUUCUUCAGCAUGUGAAGUUGUGCAUCUGGCAUUUGGAUUUCACUUGGUAAAACAAGAGUUAUGGCUCUUGGCAUGGUCAAAAUUAUGCGUAAGGGGUGGCAUUUAUCCCAAAAUUGUUUAAGCAAUAUUCAUAAAACCAUAGAAAAAAUAUUUCUCAUGUGAAUCUACGCACCUGUGGUCUUGUUUGGAAUUUUUUCCUCAGAGUUAUGGCCAUUGAUUUAGUCAAAAAUAUCUAUUUUCAGCAUGUGAAGUUUAGAUUUGGGCUUUUAUUUUAGGAUUUACUCCCUCCUAUCGCCCCCCACCCCCCCCCCCACCCCCACACCCCCAACACCCCCAAAAAACUUUUACUUUUGCUGUUGAUGUGUCCAAAGCCAUCCCACAACCCCACCUCGGAAUGAUAUGAAAGUUCACUUAGUCCUGUAUUGUUAAGAAGUAACAUAAGACCAUAUAUGGGGAGGUAAGUAGUGGCAGCAGUGUCCUAUUGACAGAUAUAGGUGCCAUACUUGCUUCAAUAUUAAAUAAAAAAUAUUGAUGCUUUUGAUGUAAUGUAAAUGUAUGCUGAAUCAAUUAAACAAAAAUAUAUGUUAG
Mercenaria mercenaria is the source of this 4562-nucleotide messenger RNA. Its product is annotated as SNARE-associated protein Snapin-like. Bases 7 to 405 code for a protein of 132 amino acids. The transcript is spliced from 4 exons. Lineage: Eukaryota; Metazoa; Mollusca; Bivalvia; Venerida; Veneridae. Gene Ontology annotation, cellular component: synaptic vesicle; BORC complex; BLOC-1 complex. The record is from RefSeq and is a predicted model, not a curated record. Gene Ontology annotation, molecular function: SNARE binding. Gene Ontology annotation, biological process: regulation of synaptic vesicle exocytosis; intracellular protein transport; synaptic vesicle exocytosis.